Messenger RNA from Bicyclus anynana (squinting bush brown), 3183 nucleotides. It is a transcript of the gene Uros1, whose product is annotated as uroporphyrinogen-III synthase. Gene Ontology annotation, biological process: uroporphyrinogen III biosynthetic process. The coding region runs from base 159 to 911 and encodes 250 amino acids. Gene Ontology annotation, molecular function: uroporphyrinogen-III synthase activity. The record is from RefSeq and is a predicted model, not a curated record. The transcript has 2 exons. Lineage: Eukaryota; Metazoa; Arthropoda; Insecta; Lepidoptera; Nymphalidae.
CAAUUGUCAAGUGUCAACUGUCAUUUUGUACAAAAUAAAAGUUCUUGUAUUUAUGUUUUUCAAUUUAAAUAAGAAAACGGUCAACAUUACUAUGUAUUAACGGGCAGUGAAACAAAGAACGCGCAAUUUAUGUUCACUCCGGUGUGGAAUCAUAAACCAUGAAGAAAGUAGUGUUGUUCAAAAGCGCGUCCGAGGACUACGAGGCGGCCUUCCGGAAGCACAACUACGAGGCCAUCUUCGUGGAGCCGCUGCAGUUCGAGUACUUGAACCUGCCGGCGCUCGGCGAGCGGCUGCAGGACGCCAGCUACGGCGGCGCCGUGCUCACCAGCCCGCGCGCGGUGGAGGCGGUGGCCAGGUGCUGGGCGCCCUCCAAGUUCGUGCUGUGGAACACCAAGAGGGUGUACACGGUCGGCGAGGCGAGCGCGCACAAGAUCAAGCUCUCGCUCGGGCUCGAGGCGCUCGGCGGCGGCGCGGGCAACGCCGAGAACUUGGCCACUCUCAUAGCCAGCGAGAACAGCGAAGGGUCGAAGUUUCUGUUUCCGUGUGGCAAUUUAAGGUCAGAAAUCUUACCAAACAUCUUACAGUCCAAACAGAUAUCGGUAGACGCCAUCACAGUGUAUGAAACUAAAGAGAAUGAGAAGCUCAGGACAAGUCUGCAAGAACUGAACGACACAGCCAACCCGAGCUGUCUCGUUUUCUUCAGUCCGUCCGGUUGUGAGUAUGUAUAUCGUCAGCUCCAAACGUUUAACAACAAACUUUCAAGUGUGCCACAUUUCGCUAUCGGCAACUCCACUGCUCACAAGAUUGAAAACCUUGGGGUGGAGAUAGCAGGAGUGGCGGCUAAACCCAAGGCUGAAAGUGUGAUAGAGUCUGUGCAGCAAUACUUCCGGACGUGUGACGAGUGUAGCUAGUGUUCGCUGUGCCUCCAUAUUGUGUAACUUGUCUGAUACAUCAAGUAGGGACUACUUGAUGUAUCCAUUUGUAACAUGUACAACCGAUCGCUACUACAACGGUUACACAAUAUAUUUGUGGGCAUCAAGGCAAAAACCCAAGCUUUAUCUGUGUGCCAAAUGGUAUUAAACUGAGCCAUCUUAUGAAUAUUAUUUAAAUGGGUACAUAGCACAAUAAAACAACAAGAUUCCGCAAAUUUCAGUCCUGUUAUGACCACAGUCCAUGCAACUGAAUCGAAAUAUUGACAUUAAGAAUCUUUACAUAGAAUACUGUUCACACACUCCUACAAUGGCGUGUCAUAUAUUUAAACCUAAAUGAUCAACCAAGUGUAAAUUAGCACAAACAGUUAUUUGUUGAGUAAAUGAAUAAUGCAAUAAAUUGUACUCAGACUAUUUUGGACAGUGCUAAGAUCUGUUGGUAUACAUAGAUAUGUUAAAAUUAUAGAUUUAUUUUAUGUUACUUUUACAAGUUGAUUCUAUAUUGUUUAAGACUUUUUAUGAAUAGAAAGUUUGUAAAAUAUUUAAAAGACAUGAGCAUUUAUUGUAAAAUGCUAAUGACAAAUGAUUUGGGCUCUGGUCCUUAACUGUUUUUAUAUUUUUAAGUUAAAAUAUAUACACUAGCUGUGCCCUGCAGUAUCUCUCACAUACUAUUGUGUAAAGCCUCCCUCAUUCAAUGGGCUCGGAUGUUCAACAGUGAGCUGAAUAUGAGUUGUUAUGGAUGAUGAAUUAAUGGACUACUUAAACUUCAGAUUAAAAUAAUUUUUAAUUGGAAUUUUAAGUUCUUGAAAAUAGCAUGUUCAGUCUACCUAAUGUGAGGAGGAAUAUAUACUUAGAGGCACAAUUAUCCACCCACUUUAAUAUGACACAAGUAUAUUAAAGUGGGCAGAUAAUUGUGUCUCUUGAGUAUAUUAAAUAUCAGUUUAUAAUUGCAACACAAAUAUUUGAAACAUUAAAAUAUCUAUUCUUACUUUUGACUGUUUAUGAUGUUAUACACACAUGUACCUACUAGCACGCCUCAACAUAGCUUGUGAGGAGGAAAUUAUCUUUUCCUCUUUUGUGUACCAAUAGUGGCCAAGAAAUAAUAUUUCUCUCUCUUCCUUCUCAAUGUAACAAAAGAGAGAGCAAUAUUUUUGAUUGCACCACUUUUUGUAGAGACAUGUUGUGGUACACAUCUUGAAGCCGGCAGGGAAGGCAACACUACACAAGUGUGUGUGUGUGUGAGACACAGCAGGUGACUCAGCCUGAUCACUUGUUAUUAUUCAGUAUUGUAAAGUAUUUUCUUGUAGUGCAGUAGAAUUUGCAGUUACCAUUCCUUAGUCAUUCAUUGUUUGCAUAAAUUAUAGGUAAACACAUUAUAUAGCCACCUAGUUACCUAAAACAGAUGUCUCAUAUCUGAUGUAGUACAGCAAAUAUACAGCUUGUGCAUAUUAACUUGACACCUGGCGUAAAUGAUGUUUGUACUGUUUGGUAGCCAGGUGUCAAGUUAAUGUGCAUUAGUUAUACAUAUGUAUAUCUACAUCUCAGUGUAAGAGAAUAUACUUGUUUCAUAUUAAUGAAAACAAUGUAAAAUAACCAUCAAUUUUGUACCUAAUUGUUUGAUUAAAAACCCAUGCAAACUAUCCUUUUGGCAAAAUUGUAAUUGUGAAAAAUAUGUAGAAUGUGUAAAUGUGUUCAAAUAAUUUAACCAUAAAGAAAUAGAGGUAGAACAGAAAACUACUUACCUAUUGUAUACCUACUAUAAUAUAUUUAUUAUGUUAAUAUUUACUUUAGUUUAACAAUUACAAAUUCAUAUGUCUAACCAUAGAAAGUUGAGACUUGAAAGAGAAUUACCUACUGCAGACAAUGACACUUUAAAGUUUAGUCUAUACCUAUAAUAUAUAUAUAUUUUAUAUUGUUUACAAAGUUUAGUUCAAUCCAAGUAAAUGUACCAGUAGAUUGAGUAACCAUUGAACAACAAUUUAAAAAAAAUAUUCAGAUUCUGUAUGUGUAUUCUUUCUAUGGAUCAUACAAUAUGCUACAAUAUGACUGGACUCGACAAUUUGCUUCUUAGCAACUGAACAUUGGGAUUGUGUACCUACUUGUGUACGAUUGUAUGGUGUCGGUAUUUGUACAAGUGUAACAUAACUCGAAUACAGUACAACUGUGCGUUUAGUGGGCGUAACACGUUAUGUAUUAUAUCAAUUACUUGUUAUAUGUCGAUAUAAGACUAAAUUAUAAGACUUUUUAUACAAAA